AUGGUCUCUCGCUUCGAUCCUAUUCCUGAAAAGCACUGCGUCAAAACAGAGGAUGUUCCUACUUUCCCACCUGCUUCUGCCAAACUGGAGGAUGCUAUUCUCCAGGCAGCAUCUGGCGGCCGGUGGGUGAACGGUCUCUUUGCAGGGUCCAGGAUAAGGGUAUGCACUGAGACCAGGAAGGGAUAUGCCUCAGACUCUCAGAGCAACAACCAUGGGUUCCCCAUUCUUCUGUUUUCCCCCGGAGCCAAUACAACCAGACUGCUCUAUUCAUCUGUUGCGCAGACUAUUUCCAGUGCUGGAUAUACCGUCAUCGCCAUGGACCACCCUCAUGAUACAGACAUUGUUGAGUUCCUUAACGGGGAUAUCAUUACGGGCGGAGGAGCCAACUUCUCUGAUCCUGCUGUCCUGCCCUUCUGGAAUGAAAUUCGUGUCCAAGAUACCGUCUUUGUGCUAAACCAGGCCCUAAAGAAGUCUCCUCAUGCUCGCAUAGGAAUGCUGGGCCACUCUUUCGGUGGUUCUGCCACUCUCUCAUCUAUGGUCAAAGAUGGCCGUAUCAACAGUGGCAUUAACCUUGACGGCGGUCUAUGGGGUCCUGCAGUUGAAAUAGGACUCGGAGGAAGAAAAGAACCCCAGCCUUACCUGCAAUGGGGAGCAUUCUACCAUAACCGACACAAUGACACGUCGUGGAACACAUUGUGGAAGGCCAUGGACCGCCUUCACCCUGAUUCCUGGAAAAAGGAACUUGCUAUCCCUGAAGGCCGACAUAACACUUUCACUGAUUUCCCAAUCAUUAUCGAUGCUGCAAAAGUAAGAGAUGUAAUCGACAAAAGCGCCAUUGAAGAGCUGAUUGGGGAUAUUCCAGGCGUUAGAGGAAUGGAAUUUAUCAAGGCAUAUGUUAACGAUUUCUUCCAGUUCUCAUUGUUUGGGAAAGACGAAGGGCUUAUCAAGGGACCAAGCCCAAAGUAUCCAGAGAUCACCUUUCUGGACUAG
This is a messenger RNA of Arthroderma uncinatum, 990 nucleotides long. RefSeq names its product PAF acetylhydrolase family protein. The transcript has a single exon. The record is from RefSeq and is a predicted model, not a curated record. Gene Ontology annotation, molecular function: 1-alkyl-2-acetylglycerophosphocholine esterase activity. The coding region runs from base 1 to 990 and encodes 329 amino acids. NCBI's taxonomy places the organism in Eukaryota, Fungi, Ascomycota, Eurotiomycetes, Onygenales, Arthrodermataceae.